Messenger RNA from Branchiostoma belcheri (Belcher's lancelet), 3148 nucleotides. RefSeq names its product serine/threonine-protein phosphatase alpha-2 isoform-like. Gene Ontology annotation, molecular function: protein serine/threonine phosphatase activity. Bases 106 to 1050 code for a protein of 314 amino acids. Gene Ontology annotation, cellular component: nucleus; cytoplasm. NCBI's taxonomy places the organism in Eukaryota, Metazoa, Chordata, Leptocardii, Amphioxiformes, Branchiostomatidae. The transcript has 9 exons. The record is from RefSeq and is a predicted model, not a curated record.
CGAAUCCGGCCUUCCCGCUGCCGUGUGUGUGUCUCCUGCUGUGCGGUGCGGUGUUCGGGCGAGCGUUUGGGCGGAUCGGCGGGCUCGGGCGGCGGUGUUGACCCCAUGUGCAGCACCAAGAAUGAUCUGGACGUCGACUGGUUGCUGGGGGAGCUUCUGGCCGUGCGGAACCACCCCGGGAAACAGGUCCAACUGCCUGAGAACCAGAUCCGCCAGCUGUGUCAGAUGUCGCGCGCUCUCUUCCUGGAACAGCCGAUCUUCCUGGAACUGAACGCACCCAUCAACAUCAUCGGGGACAUCCACGGGCAGUACGAGGACCUGCUCAGGCACUUCGACAAGUGCGGCUUCCCGCCUGACGCCAACUACCUCUUUCUGGGGGACUACGUGGACAGAGGAAAACGUUCGCUGGAGACGAUCUGUCUGGUCCUGGCCUACAAGAUCAAGUACCCAAACAACUUCUUCCUUCUGAGGGGGAAUCAUGAGUGCGCCAGUAUCAACAGGAUUUACGGCUUCUACGACGAAUGCAAAAGAAGAUACAACAUCAAGCUGUGGAAGACCUUCACAGAUUGCUUCAACUGCUUGCCCAUAGCUGCACUGGUGGAAGGGACCAUUUUCUGCACACACGGUGGCCUUUCUCCCGACCUGGCCGACUUACGACAGCUGCGUGAAAUUGACCGUCCUCUGGACGUGCCUGACCAUGGCCUCGUGUGCGACCUUCUGUGGUCAGACCCAGAUGAGGACAUCACGGGGUGGGGUGAGAACGACCGCGGCGUGUCCUACACGUUCGGCGGGGAUGUGGUCAGGAACUUCCUGAAGAAGCACGACUGCAGCCUGAUCGUGCGCGCGCACCAGGUCGUGGAGGACGGGUACGCUUUCUUCCAGAAGAGAAAGCUGGUGACAUUAUUCAGCGCGCCCAACUACUGUGGCGAGUUCGACAACGCGGGAGGGGCGAUGAUAGUGUCUGAAAACCUCACCUGCUCCUUCAGUAUCUUACCGCCAAAGUCGAAGUUUAAGGGUCUGAAGUCGUCCAAGAAGAACAGCAAAACCUGAGACGGUACCACAAAGUCGACAAGAUGCUGGGUAGUUUCCUGUACUGUGACACACGAGGAGUAACAUCUAGUAUCAGGAAGAAGCGUCUGUACAGAGAGCCGAUUUUGUACAGUGGUGUUUACCGGACUUGUAUAGAACCAGUGAUGAGACUUGUAGAACUGAUGACGUCUAGUGUGGUGCCCUAAAUGAGCUGAUUGAAUACGAGAGAAAUAGGUUUUUCUGUGGAAGAUGAUCAUAGACAAAUCAAACAAUAAUCCGACUGCAUCAACUAUAUGUCCAAGAAUAUUCAAAAGAAAAUCCAGGGCAGACCAUUCAUAUUUGAUGGAAUAAAGUUUGUAUUAUUUUGAACAUGAUAGAAAGGGCACGAGUUGGUGCCAUCACCCAUCAACCCAACCCAACUCACCUCUAUAUCGGUCACGUCUUACACAUAUCACAUAUCAAUAAGUGAGGUAACAUGUUCACGUCUGGUCUGGGAGGGUAUUUAAUAUUGAGAAGGACUAUUAAAAUCUGCAGGUAUCAACAGUCACGUUUACAUUGAAAUACGGUUGUCCUUCAUUCUUAAUUGAUUUAAGGUAGUAAAAGUUAAGACAGCGCUUUAGAACAUUUCCACUUUAAUGAAGUAACUAUUACCUUGCGUCUAGACAUGAUGUUAUUGCCAUGAUUCCAGUGGAUACAACUUGCGGCGCGGCCUAAUGUACGUAAUGUGCCUGGGGAGGUGAUAACAGUGCUAUAUUCAUGUGUAAGGCCUGAGGGUAGCGCUACAGUGGUCUGAUACGCGCUCCAAAUAUAUCAACUCUUCUGACAAGGAUCUUGACGUGCAUAUUCUUAGGCCAGCUGUUGCAAAGAAUCCGUUGAGCAAACUAAGGCAAGGAAGAUGUAUUUAGUAUUCCAUCAGGAAGGUUCGAGUGCAUUUGAGUUCAGUUCAGUAAAAUGAUUGUCACCUCUCCGUAAUGAACUGAACCAGAUUUAGUUGUAAGGGCCCGCCCAGUCACAUGCUUUGUUUUGUACGUCGUGCGAUCACAAACUGACAGCAUUCUUGGCUCUUGAGAUAGUCGUGAAUGGCGUGAAUGUGUCCUGCAGAAUUCAGCUCUCUUGUUACGAAAAAAGGCUGUCUUUGAUCCAUCUAGGUGAUUUUGUUGGCUCGGAAACACUGCGAUGUAAAAAAUGUACCACGACCUACGAUGAAUGUGACCGUGCCAUAAGGCAAUAAACCGAAGGAGGAAAAUAACUUGUUGCUGAGGCUUGGAAAAAUCAAUGCCUCAUACACCCAUGUACCAUAGUAUAAUGGAAUGGCCCAAAGACGUACACCGACCCUUGCACUUAAAAUGGAACUACCCCUGAUGUCUCAGAGCAGUGGCAUGCGACUGAGAGGUGAUAUCUACAUGUAGCAGCCAUAAAUUCUCUUCUUCAUGUCUAAGUGGAGUGCACUGAAAAGGUCAUACAUGGAAUGGUUCACGGUUAAGUUUGUGUUAGAGUUAAAGGCACUGGAGACUGUUACGUGCCUGUGUGUAUUCAUGUAGCAUUAGGUGUAUUGGUUAAUACAUGUACUAGCAUUAUGUCAGACUGAAUGUUCCACCCAUUCAUAACGAAUCAACAAGGACAAAACUAUCUGCAAACAUAUAGGUAAAAUAGUUCGUAAUACAUGUUUUUAUCAAAGAGAUGUAACCAAUUCAGACUACAGAUAAAUUGAUGAAAACAUUCAAGAGGUAACAUUGCUUUUGAUCUUGUAAAGAUACAUGUAUAUUGUUGCACCAUGUGUAUUCAAACACCCUCUUGGCAAGACAGGCAACCUGUUGUCUUAUUCGAAAGUCGUGAUAUUGAUAUUUAUGUACAGUCUGUACAUCAACACAACCGAUAUUUUGUGCAGAUGCAUAGUGGUGACUUUUGUGUGUGAGUACCUUUUAUGAGAUUCUUUUUUGAAUGAUAAUGUGGAGGUCUUUAUGAGGUGGCCCACUGAUGUGUGGAGAAUGUAUUUUUAUAGUGAUGAUGUAAAUUAUAUGUCUAUAGACCAAAUAUGUCAAGCAGAUUAAAAAAAUGAAUUCCAUAAAAGCAUUGCCUCCUUUGUUGCUGGGUGGAAAUCUUAAAUGUCUUUAUCUGC